Phanerochaete carnosa HHB-10118-sp is the source of this 1559-nucleotide messenger RNA. RefSeq lists its product as uncharacterized. The transcript has a single exon. Lineage: Eukaryota; Fungi; Basidiomycota; Agaricomycetes; Polyporales; Phanerochaetaceae. The record is from RefSeq and is a predicted model, not a curated record. The coding region runs from base 578 to 1375 and encodes 265 amino acids.
UUUUCUGCAGAGCUCUUAUCCAGAGGGCUCGAUGCCAUGAAACCACUAAGGUUUCGCGGUGAAAACAUGAGGCUGGGACACGGAUCAUGCAUGCUUACUCACGCUUCAACUACAACAAGCUCACGACAGACAGGCUCUGCCAGAAGGCAGUACCUAUCCCCUUUCUUCCUGCUUCCCCAAUGUACAAUUUUUCCGCUGGAUCCAUUUACACAGGUAGCGAUCCUCAGCAGCUCUACCUAUUCCAACAACAACUAAACGGCAACUAGAUCUCCCAGAGGGAUGGAACAGCAUAAAUCGCACUGAUUUCCCCAUUUGUGCAGCGACAGACAGGGUAUUCACUAGCAGGUAUGUGCUACGAAGCAUACUGAAGGUGGGACGCUUACGAUGGGCCCCUAGUGCACGAAACCCGCUCCACGCAGCCGGUCUCAUCGCGACGAUCGACGUCAAGACCACUGCGUAUCGAACUGCUCUCACAGGAGGUGCAUCGUACUUCGACGCCCUUGUACUUACUCCAGGCAUCCAUACUCAGCAAGAUGCCGCAGAGCUCAACAAUGGCGAAUAUCCUAUCGCCAGUGCGAUGGCGCCCGGAGAACCUAGGAUUUUCCGCAUAGAGAACCAGGCGACCGUCGCCUUCUUGCAGAGAAUCAGCGAGACGGGCCACCUCACGAGAGUCCGCGUUUCCCCUCUGUCUUCCGCCACACCCUCCGCACCCAUUGAUCUACAGGCGUCGCGAUACAGUGCCUCGCUCACCAUUGCUGCGGUCGCGUUGUCGGCGGGGAUGGAGGACUGGUGGGCCCUUUCAGCGAUCGGUGCUCUCAUACUGGCUCGUCUUCUGAACAUCUUCGUCCUCAAGCGGCGCGUCCUGUGGGAUCAGAAGGAUACAAAGGACGCGAAGGACGUCGGCGGUGACGAUAUUAUCGUGCUUCUAUCGCAGGACCGCUGGGUGCGCAUGCAAGGGGCUGUCCGCGACCUCACAGCCGUGACGGCAGGGCCGUGGCUGCGAGACAUGAACGCCGCGGAGUGCUGUGCUGUAAACUUUGCUACAGUGCUGACACACGUGUCCGUCGUUCUCGCGUUCAACGGAUCCCCCACCGGCAGCAUGCUCCUGGCUGGCAUGCUAGUGCUGUCGCUCGGCCUUGUCGGGCGCGCCAACGCGACCGCAAGACAUCUUCGCAUGUUCAGUUGCGUUUUGGGGCAGGAGGGCCCGGCGAAGGGGUAUGUACGCAGGAAGGACAUGGCGGAGGAAUUGAUUGCUGAGCACGGCAACGAAGAAGGGUGGGCGGUCAGACUGGGACUAGUGCUUGGUAAGCGGAAAGGGUCCACGGCUGAUCAAACUUUCCAGUCGAGUCUCGCUCCGGCCUAUGUCGAGCUGUGAGGCCUCGUUGUGAUGGCUUAACAAGCACCGGAUGGUUCAGGUUGAGUACGGUUAUAAAUUCAGGCUUUAUCGGUCGUCUCUGUUGCCGUCUCCACCAGGUAUUGUUAUGUGCAGCCGUCGUGGUGUUUAAGUGCAUAAUUAAAAUCUGCAUCUCGAGAGUUCAGUCUAAUAAACCUUGUCCUUG